Molecule: messenger RNA, 1798 nt
Organism: Ceratitis capitata (Mediterranean fruit fly)
Lineage: Eukaryota; Metazoa; Arthropoda; Insecta; Diptera; Tephritidae
Gene: Eb1
Product: microtubule-associated protein RP/EB family member 1
Exons: 8
Coding region: 559-1497 (312 amino acids)
Biological process (GO): spindle assembly; protein localization to microtubule plus-end; regulation of microtubule polymerization or depolymerization
Cellular component (GO): microtubule organizing center; cytoplasmic microtubule; microtubule plus-end
Molecular function (GO): microtubule plus-end binding
Source: RefSeq, a predicted model, not a curated record
CCAAAACAUUAACAAACUAUUGGAAUUUCUAAACGCUGAGUUUUAAGUCAAAUUCAAGUUGGAAAAACAGUCAUUGAAAUAGUUGUGGAAGAUCGUGUUGUCAACGAAUAAGCAAAGGAAUUUUAGGGUUGUGUUUAAAAGUUAAUAAUUUGCUUGGGUAGCAAAAGUUAAGCAAGCAAGAGAUAAAAAGGAGUGGUAAGGAAGUUUAGUGCGUGAAUUUGUAAAAACGCAAGAAUAGAAUAAGUGGAGUUAUAUCGAAAACUGCAAAAUUUCCGCUUGGGGGAAAAGUUGUUGUUGUUGUUGUUGUUGGUAGGGAGAGUCAAAACGUCAACGGCAAGAAGAUUAACCAACUAAAUACACUAUACAACAGCCAACCACUUGGUCUAUUCAUUGAGUCAGUCAGUCAAUAAGGACAGCAGAGAAGUGCAGACGACACAAUAAGUUAUUACUACGAAUACGCUAUAGUCAGCUAUUGAGUGUGCAGUAAUAAACAGAGAAAAAAGACAACAAUAAAAAUAAUACAGAAAAAAAAGUAAUAAUUAUACCAAUACCACAACAAUGGCAGUCAACGUGUACUCCACAAAUGUGACUACCGAAAAUUUAUCCAGACAUGAUAUGCUCGCUUGGGUAAACGAUUGCCUGCAAGCGCAAUUUGGUAAAAUUGAAGAGCUUUGCACUGGCGCUGCUUACUGCCAGUUUAUGGAUAUGUUGUUUCCCGGCUCGGUGCCAAUGAAAAGAGUCAAGUUUCGCACAAAUUUGGAACAUGAAUAUAUUCAAAAUUUUAAAAUCUUGCAAGCAUCUUUUAAAAAGAUGGCAGUUGAUAAGAUUAUACCAGUCGAUAAGUUGAUUAAAGGUCGUUUCCAAGAUAAUUUUGAAUUUUUGCAAUGGUUCAAAAAAUUCUUCGAUGCAAAUUACGAUGGGCGCGAAUAUGAGCCACUCAUAGCACGCAGCGGCGUAAAACUUGGCAAUGGCAUUGGUGGUGGUGGCGUCGGCGUUGGCGGCGGCGGCAGUAGUGGCCGAGGCAGUAGCAACGAUUUACUCGAGAAGCGACACAUACAAAUGCCAAAUCGAACACAUGCGCUACCACCGGCUGCAGUACAACGCACUACCGGCAGGCCGGAUCGUGGUGGAGUUUCUAAAGUACCACCGCGCGCCGCAGCACCAGUCGUAACUAAAUCAGUUGCCGUGAAUAAUACCACCGGUGCAGUUAAGAAGUCUGGCGACUCGUCCAAUGCAGUGUCGAACCAACAAAUCGAGGAAUUGUCCAAUCAGGUCAUGGAUAUGCGUUUGAACUUGGAGGGUUUGGAGAAGGAGCGAGAUUUCUAUUUCUCAAAAUUGCGUGACAUAGAAAUACUCUGCCAAGAAGCAGCAGAAGGUGACCCGCAUCCUUUAAUACAGAAGAUUUUGGAUAUUAUGUAUGCGACCGAGGUAAAGCGCAACACUUCUGAUGGUUUUGCGCCUCCGGAUGAAAUUCCGCCCGAGGAUGAGGAGUAUUAAAAGCAACAACUCACAAGGAGGAUUAAUUAAAGAACUGCAAAUAAACAGAAACUGAGCAAAACNAAAAAAAAAAAAAAAAAAAAAAAAAAAAAAAAAACAAAAAACAAAUGUUUAUAAAAAUUAAAACAAGAAUUUAAGCAUAAUAAACUAUGUUAAACAUGAUCGAUAAAUGUUGAAAAUAUUGAUGUACUCAAUGACAAUUUAGAAUGGCAAGUUACGGCUACGGCUAUAACAUAAAAUAUAAAACUGAAGAAUCAAACAUAAGGAAGAAGAAGGAGUAUCUAUAAACUAAAAAAAAAAA